AUGCUAUCAUCUGAUGGUGCUAAUCAGCAGCCUUGUAUUAUCUUCAACUUGCUAUUGCAGCUAGCCCCCGUAAACCACCCUCUGGCCCUAGAAACUCCUCGAGGUCCCCUCGAAGCGCGAGGGUGGUUACGCUACUCGAUUGGUUCAACUGCGGCUGCGGCAGAAUACGGCUUGAAAAGUCUUGCCCCUUUUCUCGGGCGCGAUUUUACAGGCCAGGGCGGCGUCGCUGAUUAUUUCCGCCUGGUUACUGAUAUUCUUACAGUACAUGCCAUGACUUUCGAGAAAGAGUCUUCGUGGAUGGUCGAUACAGACCUUCAUAUGGUUGAAUUACGUGGCAAAGGCUGCUUUAGUUGGAAGGACACUGGUAAGGUUUGUGAAGAAGAGUUCUUUUAUCGUAUUCAGUUGGCCCAGGAGGAAUGUCACACAGCGCAGCAGGGACAAUGGAAAGUGCAGGAUUAUCGAGUCUGGUCAGAUACUGGAGCUGCAUAUUUGGCGCAUAUACAUCAACUCGGGAAAAUGUAUAACCCUUAG
Messenger RNA from Penicillium angulare, 531 nucleotides. RefSeq lists its product as uncharacterized. The record is from RefSeq and is a predicted model, not a curated record. Bases 1 to 531 code for a protein of 176 amino acids. NCBI's taxonomy places the organism in Eukaryota, Fungi, Ascomycota, Eurotiomycetes, Eurotiales, Aspergillaceae. The transcript is spliced from 2 exons.